AUGUCUUCAGAAACGCCACCCAUGCCUCAUUCUUCAACAAAAUAUGAAGACAUCCCACCGCGAUUUAGAAAGGUAUGGAUUAAAGGACAUGCGGAAAGUGUACAAAAGAGAUUAGAUACACCUAUCGAGGAGUUUUCUUUCUCUAUCCCGCUUCACCGGUCUACUUCGGAUUCACAUCUUCGUGAAGCAGCAGCAAAUAGAGCUUCACGAUCUCUCUCUUCCAGUUCUUCGAAAAUGGAUCAAUCUAGCUCUAAAUCUCUUUCUGCUCAUCAAGAACGCCUCAAAUCUACUGAUUCCUUGCUAUUCGACAAGCCUGGUAGUCGCAGUGGCGAGAGUGCCUUGCCCGAACAGAAAAAGGAUCAAUCUUCUAUCCCAAUCGCAUACAGUGGACCAUCGUCGAUGCGACACAUUAUCAGCACGGUUGUCGGUACAAAUGUCGCUCGCUCGACGCCUCCGACUUCCCGGUCAAGCUCUCCUCUUGGAAAAGUACGGCUACAUAGUAAAUACAGACAAUCAUCGCAGUCACGCUCAGCCACUCGUGCAAAUUCUCCAAUUACGGAUACCCGGGCUUCAACGCCAAUUCCGUCUGGUUGGAUUCCUCUCACAUCGCGACAUUCUUUACGUCGCUUUGAUAUUCGUCCUUGGGGCCCGCGACAUCUCGAAUACGAUUACAGCGAAGCUCGGAAAGAGUUCCAAGGUGCCGCUUAUUACGCUUUAGGUCAAUACGGUUACGUUCCACCAAGAGGAGUUACCAAGUUCAAAGCUCCACCACCGGAGGAGCUUCCAUCAAUGUCUGACUUGCGUGAAGUCCCAGAAUUUGCUAAAGCGUGCAGACGGCUUGAUGCCGCUGAUCGAGCGUUAGAAGAAGCACUCGGGCGAGGCGAGACUUGGGAAAAUACACCUAUCCCAGAGGAUUAUCUUAAAUUUUCCCUCGAACGACUUAUUCCCGACGACUUUUGUACGAGUCGUCCAGAUAACGUAGCCAUGCACAAGCGCUCACGGAGCUCGGUUACUUUGGAAGAAGCAGCGGGAGAAAUGAAGACUUCAACAUUCGCUCAGUCAUCAACUCCCUCUGUAUCAACGUCGAUUUCCGGUCCCGUCUCCGAUAGAGACUCCGACCCAAUUGGUGCAGUCGGAGGAGGAUCAUCGACGGGAACUCCAUCCCUGGCACAGAUGACCUUGACAGACGAGCAGGCUCCACCCACCGUUGUUCGCACGGAUGCUGUAGCACUUGAUUCCGUUCCGACACAAACAGGGACAUUGAUUGUACCCGUCUCUAUGUCUUCUGAGGCUAGUCACAUCACCUCAGCGACUGGCUCGAGUACAGCGCCUUCGCGAAUCCUUCAUAAACGACCUCUUCAAGAGAUCUUUACCGAUGAUACUACACAGGACAGUAGGAAGAGAAUCUCCUUGGAUGGUGCCAGUCCGAGAGAACUCCCACCGCGCUCUAGCUCUCCCGUACCUGCAUUAAGACUUACAGAACCUACGAAUCGGCAGGUCUUCAAUUGGCUAGGUUCUGACACAACUUCUGCCUAUGACUCGGGAUCAGGAUUUAGCGGCAAUGCUUCGGCCAUAGAAUCUCCGCCAACGUCUGUCUCUACCUCAACUCCGAAGCGAGCACGGUCGACUACCAGGGGUGGAGGAAGAGUGUCUGGGAUGCGCGGACGCCGACGCGGUGGUGCGAGGCGAUAG
Molecule: messenger RNA, 1692 nt
Organism: Fomitiporia mediterranea MF3/22
Lineage: Eukaryota; Fungi; Basidiomycota; Agaricomycetes; Hymenochaetales; Hymenochaetaceae
Exons: 2
Coding region: 1-1692 (563 amino acids)
Source: RefSeq, a predicted model, not a curated record